Molecule: messenger RNA, 1851 nt
Organism: Entrophospora sp. SA101
Lineage: Eukaryota; Fungi; Glomeromycota; Glomeromycetes; Entrophosporales; Entrophosporaceae
Source: the annotation of a GenBank genome assembly
AUGAAACUACCAAUCGUCUCGGUUAUAAUUUUAGUUUGUAUAACGCAAAUCUCGGCUCAAGUUUGUAAUGGAUAUGCCGAAUUGUGUUCAAAGCUUUAUUCAGACGUGGCACACGUUACGACUCAUAACGCUUAUGCAUAUAUGAGUCCAUCAUUAGCAGCCAAUCAAAUAUACGACAUUAGUACACAACUUAAGGAUGGUGUCCGUGCCUUUAUGCUUGAUGGUAAUACUAAAACACCAGAUACACAAAAUGGCCCAAUAGAACUUUGUCAUAAUAAAUGUAGUUUUUUGGAUGCUGGACUAGCUGUAGACACGUUGAAGAUUUAUACUCAAUUCUUGCAAAAUAAUCCUAACGAGGUUAUCACAAUAUUCUGGGAGAAUAUCGGCAAACAUACUGCGUCAGAAUAUCAACAAAUUUAUGAUGCAGCUGGAUUAACACAAUUUGCUCACACUCAAAAAGUUGGUGAUGCUUGGCCUACUUUAAGUCAAAUGAUACAAAAUGGCAAAAAAAUUGUUAAUUUUAUUGAUGUUGGUGCUAGUCCAAGCGUUCCAUGUGAAUAUGAUCAUGUGUUUGAAACUCCCUUUGAAAACACCGCUCUUGAUGGAUGGGUAUGUACAGUAGACCGACCAAAAGAUCAAGUACGUCCGAUGUACGUCUUGAAUCAUUUUCUUUCCGGAACACUCACAUUAAAUGGCAUCAAAACAAGUUUACCGCAACCAAAUUCAGCAAAUAUUACAAAUGGAAAAAAUUUAGAAACUCAUGCAAAGAAUUGUCAACAAACAUUUAAGGACAUUCCAAAUUAUGUAGCCGUGGAUUUCUACGAGGAACAAAGUGAUGGUGUUAAUGUAUUUUCAGUUGUUGCUGGAUUAAAUAAUGUGCAAUACACUCCUAAACAGAUAGGUAAUGGUACAACAAAAAUGGUUGUUGAAACUAGAGGAAGUGGAUUAAGAAAAAAAACCACCAUUGCUACUAUUGCAGACAAAAAUAAGAUUACUAAAAAACGUUUAGCACCCAAUAAUAAAAACUCUGCUGUUGAAUCAACGACUACAAAACGUGUACGUAGAACUAUUAUUAAAAAAGAGGAGGAGGAGAAAUCUUUUCUUCUGUUAAAGAAAUCGCCACCGUUAGAAAAGGUGUGUUAUAACUAUUCACAAAUUCAUGAUAAAUUACUUUUAAAAGCUUCAAAAAAAAGAGCAGCAAUUUCAGCAAGGUACCUCAGGGCUGAAAAAUAUGGUAAAGGUGACAUUUUAAUGGGCACCAGUGUUCCAGAUAUUCGUAGCGUAUCAAAAAGUCUAGAUUUUUUGUCUUAUGAAAUGUUGAAAGAUUUAAUUCAAUCCAAGUAUCACGAAGAAAGGAUUCUAGCCGCUAUUAACAUUGUCGACAGAUUUAAAGUUACAAAAGAUUUGGAAGAGAAGAAAAUAAUUUUUGAUUUUUAUAUUAAUGAUAUGAGACAAGGUAUUGAUAAUUGGGAUUUGGUUGACACAUCAGCCAGUCAAAUUGUUGGUGCUUAUUUGAUUGACAAACUAGAUCUUAAAGAUCAAUGGUUAUACAAAACACUGGCAAUUUCUGAAAGACUUUGGGAUAGAAGAAUUGCGAUGAUUGCCACUCAAUAUUUCAUCAAUAAAGAACAAUAUGAAGAUACAAUAAAAUUAUCUGAAAUUUAUUUGAAUGACAAGGAAGAUUUGAUACACAAAGCUACAGGUUGGAUGUUAAGAGAGGUGGGAAAGAAAUCAAAGAAAACACUGGUUAACUUUUUAGAUAAAAAUGCAAGUAAAAUGCCAAGAGUGAUGUUGAGAUAUAGCUUGGAAAAAUUUUCAAUAAGUGAAAGAAAGAAAUAUAUGAAUAAAUAA